UUGAGCCAUAAGAUAACACCGGUAACUCCUAAGAGUUUUGGUGUUUUUGAGGAACAACAAACGCUUUACAUCAAAAGGAUUUGAGAUCUUAUGAGUUUACAACAGGGAAAAGAAAGAAAGAAAGAAAAAUGUUACAAUAUACAUACAAAACACCACCCUAUCAGAAUCCCUCACAAGUGCUAUACAUUUUCCUCCACACAUUCGAACAGAAACUCUUUCCCACAGCUUGACAGGAAGAGUGCAAAGACAGAUUGUAACCAACAGCCUCAUUUCCAUUUCACGGGCUAGCUUCUCUGUACUUAUUAUUGCAUGAGUAACGCUUCUCUCUACAUUGUAAUUGCUUAAAAAUAAAAGGCACAUACUUAUCGAAGUUUCAUCUGAAAUACUCUGUUGUACCAAAUUGAAUGAAGAGUCAUGUGGAAGAGAUCAUAUUUCAAGGGCCUAGCAUGCCAGAGAAAAUGCUUCUGAACCUUCCUGACCCCCAAUUGCAUCUCAAGAUAUUCUCUUUGGGUAUUGAAAGGAGUAUGUUUUUCAAGUUGGGAAUGUCUUUCUCCGCAACAAUUAAUGAGAAUGCCCCCCAAUUCAAAACCUCAAAAAAUGGUGGCACAAAAUUGUCAGAUAUGAUCACAGGUACACACUCAUAA
Molecule: messenger RNA, 644 nt
Organism: Carya illinoinensis
Lineage: Eukaryota; Viridiplantae; Streptophyta; Magnoliopsida; Fagales; Juglandaceae
Source: RefSeq, a predicted model, not a curated record